AUCUGCCUCUCCAAAUCCCCAAAUCCUCCUCCCUCAUCAGUCGUCACGCCCACCACCCCACCAAAUCCUCCCUUCGUCAUGCCCGGCGCCGGCUCUCCCCUCCUCCCUUGCCGGCGUCCUCCCCUCCUCCCUCCGCCAGCGCGCUUCAAUGAAUGCACGGCGGAGUGGCCAGCGAGCUCUCGGCGGCGCGGAUGGAGGCUGGGUGUGGCCGACGAGCUCCCCGCAGCAGGCCUCAACGCCGGCGCAGAUGGCGAUGAGCUCGGGGCGGAUCUGGCGGCUUCGACGCCUCCUCACCGGCAUGGGCUCGGCCGGCGUCUCCCUCCUCCCUCUGCCGGCAUGAGCUCAGCCGGCGUCCCUCUCCUCCCUCCGCCGGCACCAGCUGGCCUCUUCCCCACCUCAGCCACCUCCUCGGGGCCGAGCAGCGCCGGCUCUCCUCUCCUCCCUUCACCGGCGGCGGCGCGGAUCUGGGCCCAUCCUCCCUCGGCCAACGACGAGCCGCUUGUGGUCGUCGUCUUCCUCGCUUCGUCUCCACUUCCGGCUGGCGACAAGGUUUUGGAGGCGGCGGCGCGGAGCGGAGCACGGGAACGACGACGAGGUCGGCGACGCGGAGCGGGAGGGCGCGAGGUGACAGCGAGUCGGAGGCACGCCCUCCACAAUGCAGGUUCCAGCCGUUUCUCCGCCACGCGUGGUCUUGCGCUAGCGAGAAAUCGCGCUUCCCUGUGUGGGGGCGAGGAGCUCUGGUGGGGCGCGCGACCUAGCGCCACGCACGCGCAAAUCCGAGCUGGCGACGUGAGGUAACGCUCCACGUCACCGCACUGUGAAAGGCCUUAGAACAAAUUGUGAAGAUGCACUGAACAUCAAAAGUGUGUAAAUAAAAUGUUAUUUCCAUUGAACUUCUAAAAAGUUAAAAUAUCCCAAACAUAUCAUAUGGAUCACAUAUAGGAUAGAAAAAAAAACUAAUUUAAGUCUUGGGAAGAAGAAAUACGAGCUCCGAUCGAUGAAUGGACAAGUUUAGGGUGGCCGUGGUCCUUUCUCAACAUUGUGUGGUGGUGAUCAUGUAAGCGUGUGGUGUGGUACGUAGUACAGCCGGGCUGAGUUUUACGGACUCCAAGAAAUUUAUGUUUUAUUCAAGCUAAUUCAUUUCAACAUGUUUCAACACCUCCAACUCUCUAUUUCUUUCAAGUUUUCUUCCUCCUCCAUUGAUUCUUGGCUGGAACGAGUUUGUUCCCCUCCCCUGGAUAGUGUUUGAUAAUAAUUAUGACGAUUAUGUCAAUGCAUGUUUCAUAAAACUGAAGAAUUCACAUAUUUACUUCCUUCAGAGAUUUACUUAAGUAGAGCGCCAUCUCUCUAGCACUCUAAACUUCCUCUGUCAUCCAUGUGUUUAUCUUGUGUUUUCCUGUAUAGCUCCAACUAUCGUUGGUCAGCACAGGCCCCACUCGUUUUCCUAAAGGACCCAUAGAUAGAAAGACAGCAUUAGAUUGAUCUUUAACUAUCCUGAUGUGAAUAGAGGCCUAGAGGGCCAUCGGCCAUGACAUGGAUCAAACAAAGUGUAGUAGUUGGAGACAUGGUUUAAUUGAAAAAGUAGGUUUAUCUUUGCUCCAUUGUAUAUCUUUGGUCGAUAUACAUAGACCAAAGUGAAUUUUAAUUUACUCUUUCCCUCGUGCAUAUUUUUCUCCUAAGGUUUUAUCGAUUGGUUUGUGUUGAUGCGAAAAACACAUACUGGCCUGGAAGAUCUGCUUAACUUCAGUGCAGGUCCAAAAUCUUGCCUUUAGGUUCGUGAGCGUGCCAGUUGAUUUGAUCCUGCAAUCAACAAGAAAUAAAAGACAAAAAGAAUCGUGGUUAAAUCCAUAAACGAUAGCCGAUCAGUCAGCCGCCGAUGACAUAUCAUUUAUUUUUAAGCCGAUGUUAUAUAUGAAUCGAUCGGCAGAGGUAAAUAAGCAAGGUAAGACUAAAUCUAUUCGAUCGGCUGUAGAUAUUAAUGCUAUAUAGUCUUUCUAUCGAUGUAUAUUUAAACUAAGUGAUUGUGAUAGAUCGGUCACCAUACCGAGACAGUAUAAAUCACUUAGAUCGAAAUAUACAUUAACAUGAAGAUUAUAAACGCUUAUAACAUAGCCGAUCAGAUAGAUCUAGCAUGUAUGGGCUAGUACUCUGAUAUUACUCUAUGUUAAGAUAUUAAAACAGAUAGAAUAUAUCAAACAGAAGCCUAAUAUAAUUUAUUGUGAUAAGAUCUUAACAUAAAGGACAGAUUUAGCAUAUCAAUUGAGCAUAUAGUACAUAAGGCUAAAUCAGGUAAGGUCGGCUGAAACCCCGAUUCUAUCUCUAUUGAUGAUCAUAAAACAAGCCAGAUAUCACAAUUAUAAAUACUACUUAAUAGAUCGAACUCAACCGAUGCAGCAUUAAGCAUAAAGAUAAGCAUGAAAUCUAAGCAGGAUGAAAAUAUACAAGAGAUGGUAGAUACACGAUACAAUCUAGAUUAAUAACAAAACAUAACUCUACCAUUUGUUUCCUAACAAUAAGGACCAGCCGAUAACAAGUUAUAUAGCGCUACUAACAUGGAUUGCAACAUGUAUAUGAUAGCUCGACGAAUUAAAACAGGGUUAAAGUAUCAUAAAGAUGGAAGCAUUAACCCCAAUAACACAAGCCGCCAUAACAAGCUUUACCUCUAGUUGAAGAUUGAAAUCGAUGCAGCUCAACCCGAAAGUAAGAACAACUCGUCGAAAUAAACGAAAGUAAAAAGGGUGACGAUGCACCGAGAUUGUAUUGAACGACUGUUAAUUGAUUACAUGGGUUCGGGUUCUAUUUAUAUCCGAGAUGCAAGAUAUGUCAUUGCCGGACAUGAUAUUUAUCUCUAACAAACUCUAAGAUACCAUAAAUCUUCGUGGCAGACUUUUUCCCAAACAUAUCUCUAAGGAAAUAUAAUGAAAUAUCCUAAUUUAAUAGAUACAAUUGCCUAUCCAAGAGAUUUAUCUCUAUCGCGGCAAUCCACGUGAAGCACCUUUAUCGAUUCUAAAAGCAUUUUUGAAAUCAUCAUCAUCGGAAUCGGCUGCAUCACCUCUAUUGGCUGUCCUCUGUCCGAUCCAUCUCAGCCGAUGCAUACUCUGUUCUUUGAAUCGAUUUCUUUCUCGAAUCCGCCUUGAUCCCAAUAUCGAAUCUGGUUCAAAAUUUACCAAAUUUAGUCGUCAACAGUUUGUUGAUAUAAAUUUCAAAGGAAUUUGUAGAUAUCAAUCUCUUAUUCUAAAGGGCUCUUACUUUUUUCAUAAGAUCAAAUCCUUCGAGAUCCCUUCUUUUACUUUGUUCCAAAGUAGGCACUAGUGUGUGGCCCAAAGAUUUGGCCCCGUAGUGUGUUGGUGGUCGGGUGAGGCUCCUCUGAUGUAUUUUAGAGGGAUAUGUACUGACGUGUGGCCCAUGAUGGUUGGCCCCACUAGUCAGGGACCCAUGUCUCACUUUAUGUCAGAGGAGCUUGGUCAGUUGGUGGUUCGUGUUGUUUGUAGCAAUCUAUAAAAUAAUUCCAGUAGAACAAAUUAUUUUUAAGCGUGAGCUUUCAUUAUUUUUUUUAGAGGGGGUGAGCUUUCAAAUUUAAUACUACAUAUUUCACUUUUAAGGUUUUUUAAGUAGAUAUACAGCAACUAUUUAUAAUUUUUAUACCUUGAUCCUCCUCCCUUAUAAGAGGCAGCUUAUAUGGAUACGACACCAAGGUUCAAAUUUUAGUGCACAAGUAUUAUGUACACACGAGCAUGUUUUUAAUUGAAAAUUAGUGAGACCAAGGAUUUAUUGCUGGCCUACGUCCCUUUUAACAUGUAUCAGGGUGAGGGUAUAUAUUUGCGGGUGUGUUAAUGUAGAGCUUGUUCGACACAGCUCUAACUUCAACUCCAUCUCUUUUAGGGCUGGAGCUCAACCAAACGGUUUCAGCUCCACCCAAUAAGGGAGUGGAGCUAACUGAAGUGCUCUCACAAAAUGAAGUAUAGAGGUGAAGCUGGAUUUAGACUGCUCCAUAACUCCACCCCACCCAAACCUAACUCCUGAAAUUAAAUUUAGGGGUUAGAGCCCUACCAAAUGGGCCCAUAGUAGGCAUUUAUGGUUGUGUGUGCACAUGUGUCUUGUAGUCGCAGGUAAGGCAUGGAUACGGAAGCAAACACCAUGACUUUGUGCAAUUGGUAGUUGAAUCACUGAUAUGUAGACCCUACUUUAUUAUGCUCCAUAUGUUAGUAGCAGCUGUAAACUGUACGAAGUCAGAGAAGCCUUAUCUCACAUACACACAUUAAGCUUGAAAUAGAUGUAUCUCGUAGAAAAUCACAAUAAUCUAGGCUGUUUGGUAUUACUUGGUUUGGAUCGUUACCGUUAUUAAAAAUUUAAGUAGCCAAAACUUUAGUAUUGCUAAGUUUGGAUGUAACGUACUUUGAUUUCAAUAUCUAUAAAUGGAUAUUGCAAAAUUAUGAUAAUAGAGAAUUCCAAGCAUGUUCGGUUUGAUAAAGAGAGAACGGCUCCGAGCCACCGACUAGCAAUUUCUACGUGUCCCAAGGACUGAAAAGGUCGCUGCUGGGAAAUUCCCUGUUCUUGUAUAAACGAGAGCCGAACAACCGAGUGGAACACAUAUGAUCAUUGAGCUAAAAUCUUCUUCCGGAUGUGCCGAACCAUCCACUUCUGGCAUAAUUUAUCCUUGCUAUUUUGUUGCCAAUGCUCGUUGCGUUGCAAAGAACCGGGAUACCACAACUAUAUGUACAUCGAUUUGGAGAAAAAUGAAAUAGGACGGCUAUACAUAUAUAUCUACCUCCAUCAGUUCCUAAGUGACAUUUUAGACAAAAGGGACAGAAUUUUACAGUUCGGGGCCAUUCAUGAGCUUCAGGUGCUGCAGCUAAAAACUAAAGCAGCAAAAUUUCUUUAAUGAGCUUUUCACUAUUAGUGCGCCUUCCACAAGUUGUGCAAGUUAUGCAGCACAUAAUCGGAGGACUGCUAAGCUCAGCAAAGACGCACAUUUCGCUUAACAAAUGGCAUCACCACAUGCAGUUCAAAUAAUGAUGUUGGUGCCUCCUGUUGAACUCUAUGAGGCCACCGUAUGUUGGAUCUGCUAUGCCAACGUACAAGGCCUCGGCGUCUGGGCUGAAUGACAAUCCAGCAAUCUCUCCAAACAAGUCAAUCUCGUGAGAUCUGCCAUAGUCUGCAUAUGAAUCGUAGAUAUGGACGAAAUCCACAGGUUCUGCAGUAGCCAAGAACCGCCCGUCUGAAGAGAACUUGAUGCAACGUAUCGAGCCCAU
This is a messenger RNA of Oryza sativa Japonica Group (Japanese rice), 5252 nucleotides long. Lineage: Eukaryota; Viridiplantae; Streptophyta; Magnoliopsida; Poales; Poaceae. The record is from RefSeq and is a predicted model, not a curated record.